Messenger RNA from Abrus precatorius (Indian licorice), 735 nucleotides. RefSeq names its product NHP2-like protein 1. The coding region runs from base 77 to 463 and encodes 128 amino acids. Gene Ontology annotation, biological process: mRNA splicing, via spliceosome; ribosome biogenesis; maturation of SSU-rRNA. The record is from RefSeq and is a predicted model, not a curated record. Gene Ontology annotation, molecular function: RNA binding. Gene Ontology annotation, cellular component: box C/D methylation guide snoRNP complex; small-subunit processome; nucleolus. The transcript is spliced from 5 exons. NCBI's taxonomy places the organism in Eukaryota, Viridiplantae, Streptophyta, Magnoliopsida, Fabales, Fabaceae.
GCUCAGUUGUGUGUAUACUUUCUCUCCAGGAAAGAAAAACCCUAGCCCUCUUCUCCCUUCAAGUCUUCAACCAACAAUGACAGGAGAGGCAGUGAACCCAAAGGCAUAUCCUUUGGCCGAUGCACAGCUCACAAUAACUAUAAUGGACCUUGUUCAACAAGCUGCUAACUACAAACAGCUCAAAAAGGGUGCUAAUGAAGCCACUAAGACCCUCAACAGAGGCAUUUCUGAGUUCAUUGUUAUGGCUGCUGAUACUGAGCCCCUUGAGAUUCUUCUUCAUCUUCCUUUACUUGCUGAGGAUAAGAAUGUGCCUUAUGUGUUUGUCCCAUCAAAACAAGCACUUGGGCGUGCAUGUGGGGUCACACGGCCGGUGAUUGCUUGUUCUGUGACAACCAAUGAAGGAAGUCAAUUGAAGUCCCAAAUCCAGCAACUAAAGGAUGCUAUUGAGAAGCUGUUAAUCUGAAAAAUUCAUAAUCGGUAUGAUGGGCUUCUUGAGUUUUGGCGAUUGCGCCUUCAGAGAGGCUUUGACUGGACGAGUUGCUAUGUUCACAUAUAGGCUUUUAUGUAUUGAUUAAUUUUCUUACUACUGUGAAAGCUUAUUUGCAAGUGGUAUAUUUGUUUUAAGUUAGUAUGAGUGAUGUUUUAAACUUGAUUCAACAUAGAUUGAUGUUUUAAACUGAUACAAUGUAUUGUUAUGUGCAAUUUUAUGUUGGUUAUUAAAAGAGAAUUUUGAAG